Messenger RNA from Aspergillus campestris IBT 28561, 1707 nucleotides. Its product is annotated as Brix domain-containing protein. Gene Ontology annotation, cellular component: preribosome, large subunit precursor. Bases 56 to 1387 code for a protein of 443 amino acids. Lineage: Eukaryota; Fungi; Ascomycota; Eurotiomycetes; Eurotiales; Aspergillaceae. The record is from RefSeq and is a predicted model, not a curated record. The transcript is spliced from 2 exons. Gene Ontology annotation, molecular function: rRNA binding. Gene Ontology annotation, biological process: rRNA processing; ribosomal large subunit assembly.
UUCUGACCGCGAACACAAAUUUACACCAUCAAUUUCAGCAUCACUAUCGCCAAUCAUGGCCAGAGCACGCACGAAGAAGCGCACACAUGUUCGCCCUGAAAAUACCCCAGCCAACAGUGGCACCAGCUCGCAGAGCAAGGCUCCCAAGUCCAUGGUGAUCCGAGUCGGUGCUUCGCAGGUCGGCUCGAGUGUCAGCCAGCUGGUAAAAGAUUUCCGAUUGAUGAUGGAACCCGACACCGCUGUGCGAUUGAAGGAACGGAAAGGCAACCGACUGAGAGAUUAUACGUCGAUGACCGGCCCUCUGGGCGUUACUCACUUGUUUCUGUUUUCCCGCUCCGAGACGGGCAACACCAACCUGCGCAUGGCGCUGACGCCGCGCGGGCCGACGCUGAACUUCAAAGUCGAGGAGUACUCGCUAUGCCGGGAUGUUGAGAGGUCGCUGAAGCGGCCGCGCGGUGGCGGUCAAGACCACAAGACGCCGCCGCUGCUGGUGAUGAACAACUUCAACACUCCCGACGCGGACGAGAAUUCCAAUAUCCCGAAACGUCUCGAGGGCCUCACGACCACUCUCUUCCAGUCGCUCUUCCCGCCUAUCAACCCGCAAGCGACUCCGCUGACCUCCAUCCGUCGCGUGAUGCUCUUGAACCGGGAGCGCGACCCCGAGGAUGACGGGUCUUAUGUGCUCAACCUGCGACACUACGCUAUCAGCACGAAGAAGACGGGCGUGUCGAAGCGGAUCCGCCGUCUGGACCCUAAGGAGGUGCGCAACAAGGAGCAUAAGUCGGCUGUGCCGAAUCUGGGUAAAUUGGAGGAUGCCGCCGACUAUCUGCUUGAUCCUUCGGCUGCCGGGUACACCUCUGCCAGUGAGACGGAGAUGGACACAGACAAUGAGGUCGAGAUCACGGAGAAUGCGACUAAGAAGGUGCUCUCGAAGCGGGAGCAGCAGCGCAUGAAGGCGAGUGAGCAGGAGAAGGCCCAGAAGAAACUGAACAGUGCUCCGGGAGUGGAGAAGCGGGCGGUCAAGCUGGUGGAGUUGGGACCGCGCUUGAAGCUGCGCCUGCUCAAGGUUGAAGAGGGCGUGUGCGAUGGCAGGGUCAUGUGGCAUGACUACAUGCGGAAAUCGGAAACCGAGGUCAAGAAUCUGGACAAGAAUUGGGAGAAGAAAAAUAAGGAGAAGGAGGAGCGCAAGAAGCUCCAGAGGGCCAACGUUGAGAAGAAGCGACAGGAGAAGGCGAAGGCCAAGUCCAAUGGGAAGGGAGGCGCUGAGGACGGUGAUGCCGAUAUGGACGAGGAGGAUGAAUGGUUCAGCGAUGAUUUCGACGAGGAUGAGGGUGCCAAGAAGGAGGAGGAGGUCAACACCGACGACGACGAAUCCAUGGAGGAGUAAAGAGCCGGGCUGUUAUCGCUACGAAGACAACCGAGUGCUCGUACUGCAUGGUGUGAGGAAUCUUAUGACUACAUGCGCUUCCAAUCCUGCGACGCCGAUUCUGUUUAUGUACAAGGGAUGGCGCUAUGGAUGACUACACGGCGGGGAGCCAGAACAGCCUUGAUCAAAACAUCAUGGCCAACUCCCGGAACGCGGAACAUUGGCUAAUGGCGCAGGCCAUAGCUACAGCGUCCGUGGAAGACAAACCGUGCCAAUGGCGGAGGACAAUUGUGGAAGGUAUCUAGAUCAGGAGCAGACAUAAUAUACCCAAAAUUCACGCU